AUGGGAGACACUUGUGAGAGCCGUGACUGCUCACCAACUGUCGGCGUGAAGGACGUAGCAGAUUGGGAGUCCUGGACCGUGCCGCUGGAUUUUCUGGAGGAUUCCCAGAUGGGCAACGGGAGCAACGUGUCCUUCCUGCAGUUCUUCAAGAACACCAACCUGGAGCGAGCUGAUGGGGUGCAAGGGGACAGCUCCGAUGUAGUGCGGAUUGUCAUCUCGCUGGUGUAUUCUGUGGUAUGUGCCCUGGGGCUGGUGGGCAACCUGCUAGUCCUCUACCUGAUGAAAAUCAAGCAAGGCUGGAGAAAGUCCCCCAUUAACCUCUUUGUAACCAGCCUGGCAGUGACCGACUUCCAGUUUGUGCUGACAUUGCCAUUCUGGGCAGUGGAGAAUGCACUGGAUUUCAACUGGCUCUUUGGUAAGGCAAUGUGUAAGAUUGUCUCCUAUGUGACAGCCAUGAAUAUGUAUGCCAGUGUCUUUUUUCUCACUGCCAUGAGUAUAGCUCGAUACCACUCUGUGUCUACAGCCUUGAAGAAUCACCGGAGAGGUGACACACUGGGUGGCUGCUGCUCUGCCAAGUGGCUUUGUGUACUCAUCUGGUUGUUGGCUAUCCUGGCUUCCCUGCCCCAUGCCAUUUUUUCCACCACUGCCACUGUCUUUGAUGAUGUGCUCUGUCUUGUCAAGUUCCCUGAAGGCCGAGGCAGCAAUGCCCAGUUCUGGCUGGGUAUGUACCACAUCCAGAAGGUGCUGUUGGGCUUUGUGGUGCCAUUGAUAAUCAUCAGCCUCUGCUACUUGCUCCUGGUACGCUUCAUCAAUGAGAAACAUGUUGGCAGCAAGUGCAGUGGCCCCGGUUCCAAGCGCCGUGCCAAAGUGACUAGGUCAGUGUCCAUCGUUGUGCUGGCUUUCUUCUUGUGCUGGCUGCCUAAUCAAGCGCUCACAACAUGGGGCAUCCUCAUCAAACUCAACGUGGUGAACUUCAGUGCCGAGUAUUUCCUCUCCCAAGUGUACUUCUUCCCCAUCAGCGUGUGCCUGGCACACUCCAAUAGCUGCCUCAAUCCCAUCCUCUACUGCCUCAUGCGCAGGGAGUUUCGCAGCUCACUGAAGAGCCUCCUCUGGAGAAUCACCUCACCUUCCCUCACCGCCAUGCGUCCUUUCACCAACACCACCAAGCCUGAGCAGGAGGAGCAGGUCCUGCAUGCCCUGGUGCCUGACCAGCCUGUCCAGCCCGUCGCUGCUUCUUGCCCUCCCGCAACCAUCCAGCCGGAGGUAGUCUACUACCCACCUGGGGUGGUGAUGUACAGCAGCCGCCAUGACCUGCUGCCCGCUAGCUCUGCGGAGCAGCACUGCUGAGAUUGGCAGGGGCUUUUGGGGGUGGGACUG
Molecule: messenger RNA, 1377 nt
Organism: Melopsittacus undulatus (budgerigar)
Lineage: Eukaryota; Metazoa; Chordata; Aves; Psittaciformes; Psittaculidae
Gene: RXFP3
Product: relaxin family peptide receptor 3
Exons: 1
Coding region: 1-1347 (448 amino acids)
Biological process (GO): positive regulation of cytosolic calcium ion concentration; immune response; calcium-mediated signaling
Cellular component (GO): membrane; external side of plasma membrane
Molecular function (GO): C-C chemokine binding; C-C chemokine receptor activity
Source: RefSeq, a predicted model, not a curated record